CAAAAUUAAUUUGCCAAAUCCACUAAUCGUUUUGUCCUUACUUUUUACAAAGAAAAUAUCUGCUACAAUGGCAAAUCCUAAGGUCUUCUUCGACAUGACGAUCGGCGGCCAACCGGCUGGCCGGAUCGUGAUGGAGCUCUUCGCUGACUGCACUCCCCGCACGGCAGAGAACUUCCGUGCCCUUUGCACCGGCGAGAAAGGCGUCGGGCGUAGCGGAAAACCCCUCCAUUACAAAGGCUCGAGCUUCCACCGCGUGAUCCCCAACUUCAUGUGCCAAGGGGGCGAUUUCACCGCCGGAAACGGCACCGGAGGCGAAUCCAUAUACGGAGCCAAGUUCGAGGACGAGAACUUCAUCAAGAAACACACCGGGCCGGGGGUGCUCUCGAUGGCUAACGCCGGACCUGGAACGAACGGGUCUCAGUUCUUCAUUUGCACCACCAAGACGGAGUGGCUGGAUGGGAAGCACGUGGUGUUUGGACAAGUAGUUGAAGGCAUGGACGUGGUUCGAGCCAUCGACAAGGUGGGUUCUAGCGGUGGAAGGACUUCCAAGCCCGUUGUUAUUGCAGAUUGUGGACAGCUUUAAAAAAACACCCAAUGUGGUUUGUUCUUGUUGCUGUUUUCAUGUCUCAAGUUUCAAGUUUUGUUGGUGGUUCUUCUAGAACU
Hibiscus syriacus is the source of this 663-nucleotide messenger RNA. Its product is annotated as peptidyl-prolyl cis-trans isomerase-like. Gene Ontology annotation, biological process: protein peptidyl-prolyl isomerization; protein folding. Gene Ontology annotation, cellular component: plasma membrane; cytosol. Gene Ontology annotation, molecular function: peptidyl-prolyl cis-trans isomerase activity. The transcript has a single exon. NCBI's taxonomy places the organism in Eukaryota, Viridiplantae, Streptophyta, Magnoliopsida, Malvales, Malvaceae. Bases 68 to 583 code for a protein of 171 amino acids. The record is from RefSeq and is a predicted model, not a curated record.